GGUUGCUCUCCUUGGGCGGCAGCUGCACGUUCGGCAUCGCGGCCGGGCUCUCCGUUCCGCAGGGGCGGGCAACGAGACAAGACGCCGGACUACUCCUCUGGAGGUGUCAAACGGAGGUGGAACUGCCAAUCAAGUAUUAACCCGGAAGAAGUGACCCAGGAAGUUAAAAUGAUUCCGUGUCUGUCGGGAUGAAAUGUAGCGGGUUACGGGAAGGUUCCGACCUCAGUAAGGGAAGCUAACGUCCUUUCUUCUUCAUUUUAGAUGCUGAGAUGAGUCGUCACCUCUGUGUUUGGCUUUUUAGACAUCCACCUCUUCAUGGUCACCACCAGUGCCACACUCGCCGCUUUUCUUAUCAAUGCACACAGACACAUCUUGAUACAAGUCUGUUGGUUUUUAGAAGAAACAGGAAUCGUAUUCUCCAUCAUCUGUUAAAUAAGAAUUGGUCCAGGAGGUACUGUCAUCAAGACACCAGCAUGCUCUGGAAACAUAAAGCGCUGCAGAAGUAUAUGGAGGACCUGAAUAAAGAGUACCAAACACUCGAUCAGUGUUUGCAGCAUAUCUCUGUGAAUCAAGGGGACCAAAGGUCCUUGAAUCGAAGACAUGCUGAGUUGGCACCACUUGUCACCAUUUACCAAGAAAUUCAGGAGGCGGAACAAACAAUUGAAGAAUUAGAAUCAAUGUGUAAAAGUCUGAAUAAACAAGAUGAAAAGCAGUUACAAGAACUUGCAUUGGAAGAGAGGCAAACCAUUGCUCAAAAAAUCAAUAUGUUAUACAGUGAGCUUUUCCAGAGUCUAGUGCCGAAAGAGAAAUAUGACAAAAAUGAUGUUAUUUUAGAGGUGACAUCUGGAAGAACCACUGGAGGUGAUAUCUGCCAACAGUUUACCCGGGAAAUAUUUGACAUGUACCAGAAUUAUUCAAGCUAUAAACACUGGAAGUUUGAACUUCUGAAUUACACACCAGCUGAUUAUGGAGGGCUACAUCAUGCAGCUGCCCGAAUUUCUGGUGACAGCGUCUAUAAGCAUUUGAAGUAUGAAGGUGGGAUUCACCGAGUCCAGCGGAUUCCUGAGGUGGGCCUGUCGUCCAGGAUGCAGCGGAUUCACACGGGAACAAUGUCAGUCAUUGUCCUCCCUCAGCCAGAUGAGGUAGACGUGAAAGUUGACCCCAAGGACUUGCGGAUAGAUACAUUUCGAGCCAAAGGAGCAGGAGGACAGCAUGUUAACACCACUGAUAGUGCUGUCAGGCUUGUCCACGUCCCCACUGGGCUUAUAGUAGAAUGCCAACAAGAACGAUCACAGUUAAAAAAUAAAGAAAUAGCUUUGCGUGUGUUGAGAGCUAGACUCUACCAGCAGACUAUUGAGAAAGACAGGUGUCAACAACAGAGUGCUAGAAAACUGCAGGUGGGAACAAGAGCCCAGUCAGAGAGAAUCCGGACAUAUAAUUUCACCCAGGACAGGGUCACUGAUCACAGGAUAGCAUAUGAAGUUCGUGACAUUAAGGAAUUUUUAUGUGGGGAGAAGUGCCUGGAUCAGCUAAUUCAGAGACUGCUGCAAUCAGCAGAUGAAGAAGCCAUUAUUGAAUUUUUGGAUGAAAACCUUAAAUCAGCAAAAUAAAUGCUUUGUUAUUUAUUAUUACAUGAAUGAAAUGGACCAGUGUCAAGAAGCAGACUGAGGCAUGGAAAUCUUAAGUACAGCUAAAAAUACACAAUACUUACAAAUGUAUUUUUUAGUGAAUCAAGUCACAUUUCUUGACCUAAGAGUUUAUCUUAGGUUUCCUGUAAAGUACAAUCCAACUCUUCAAGUAGAAAACAAACAUGCAUCAUGGAAAGAGAAAUGAAGUUUUGAGAAUUAGGUGCUGUGGGACAGGUCACUUGUUCUCUUUAUAUGCCUUUUUUUAACCAUCUAUAAAUUAAUUUAAACACAUUUUUCAUCUAUUACUUCAGGACUUGAUAACAUGAUAAACUUUAGUGACAGAAGAUUUAUAAACUUCUUUGUAAGCCCCUAUUUAAAGACGAAGUCUUGCUAAUUAUGUUAGUUAGGGCUUAAACUAUUACUUUUAAAUAAAAAAUAAAUAAACUUUGUGAGA
This is a messenger RNA of Hipposideros armiger (great roundleaf bat), 2082 nucleotides long. RefSeq names its product mitochondrial translation release factor 1 (gene MTRF1). Lineage: Eukaryota; Metazoa; Chordata; Mammalia; Chiroptera; Hipposideridae. Gene Ontology annotation, molecular function: translation release factor activity. The transcript has 11 exons. Bases 270 to 1610 code for a protein of 446 amino acids. The record is from RefSeq and is a predicted model, not a curated record. Gene Ontology annotation, biological process: mitochondrial translational termination. Gene Ontology annotation, cellular component: mitochondrion.